GUCAGCCCCGGUUACCCCUAAACUCGCCGUACACUUCAGCCGAUUUAAUCCAGGCCUUUGUUUGCGGAAUGGCCUUAAACCAACCUACACCAGUACUCUAGGACAUUCACUGCGUCACAAUGGGUGCACCUGAGCAGUCAUCCUCCGCUGAGGGGUCAGACGUCAGCAUCAAUAUCAAGGCUCUUCCUCCCCCGGCGCCGGCUGCCGCGCCGACGCCCGUGAUUGUCCAAAUCAAUGCAGCUCUCACUCCCGCUGAGUGCUACUGGAAACUGGUGGAGGCCGGAACCGCUAAGAUGAAGUAUAGCUGGUUCAAGCUGGCUGUGGGUGGUAUCCUCGCUGGCAUGUACGUGUCCUUCGGCUUCACUUUCUGCUGCUGCGCUAUCGGCCUGUUGGGCAACACUAUCUAUGGUGCUCUGGCCUUCCCCGUGGGUUUGCUCCUGAUUAUUCUAUGCGGUGCCGAGCUUUACACCGGCAACACCUGCUACAUGUUCGCUGCUAACAUUGAGCGCAAGGCUGCGCUAUGGCACCAUAUCAAGAUUAUCUCCUCUGCUUGGUUCUGGAACCUUGUUGGCGCUCUCAUCAUGGUGCAGCUCGAGAAAGCCGCUCAAAUCUGGGCUCAUCGUGAGGACUGGGUGCACGACAUUGCCUUCAAGAAGAUGGCCCUCGAGUGGCACGUUGUGCUGGUUCGCGGCAUCUUCGCCAACUGGCUGGUCAACCUCGCCGUGUUCCAGGCUGUGGCUGCCCGUGACGUUAUGGGCAAGGCCAUCGGUUGCUGGACCCCCAUCACCACUUUCGUCGCUAUCGGCCUGGAGCAUUGCAUUGCCAACCAGUGGCUGAUCCCCAUGUCUAUCUACCUUGACCCCACCGCCAAGCACCCGGUCAGCAUCACCUGGAGGAACUUCGUUGCCAAGAACCUGAUCCCUGCCACCAUUGGCAACUGGAUCGGCGGUGCCAUCAUGGUGGGCCUGAUGAAUGCUGCCUUCCACGGCACCAAGAUCAACGAGUGGAAGGACACCGCUUACGAUAUGACCGUUGGCAAGGUGAUGAAGAAGGUGGAGGACCCCAUCGAGCGCGCUAUUGACCUGGCUGCCCCCGUGUGCCUCAACAGGCCCACUGAGCAGCGGUACCAGUGAUUACAUGUGGGCGUGUGUCGUUAGUAUUCAGCUCAAUUUGCUGUCAUGUUGUCUAUCUAGGACCUAGCCGGCCUUUUCCAUGGCCUGCGGGCUCCUGAUCCAUGAUACGGGUAAUCUAUUGCUUAGGACAGCGAGGGAGGAAGAAUCACGUGAUCAGACCGUAUAUGUUUGUUGGGGUGUUGCUGGAAAGGCAUGCCAUGUGCAACGGUGGUACAUGGUUGUGCGCUUUGUUGGCUUAAGAAUAUUGUUCGGUAUGUAUCUGAUCGUCAUGCUUGCCACGGUUAUGGCGUCGGAUUAACGUUGUAUAUUUGACAGGUCGGAAUACUGCUCGUCAAACGCUAUGGCUCUCGUGAACAUCUGCGGCUCAAGUGACUUGGUCUUGGGAAGCCCGUUCCCGCACUUGUUUGCUUGGCAGCCACCGUUGUUUGGUUGCUACAACACGCAGUGCACUUAUGUGUCUGUACCCUUGGUUUUCAAGUGGUGGGCGUUGCUUUUUGCCUUUCGCACCGCUCUGAGAGGCUGCAUCAGCCGGGUUUACCAUGAUCAUGGCAUGUCUCUGGCGCUGGCGGUAGUGGGGUCAGCCCGGGACACCCACUGGGUCACCUUUCCCCUGUACACACCCUGAGAAUGCUGUGAUGUUGUAGGUGUCCGCAGGUAGCAGUGUGUGUCGUUCUGCUUACUCGUGCUAUCCCAGUGGUUGCGUAUCUGCGGCGUGCCCAAAUCGAUGAUGUGCAUUACAUAAUUGUUUCAUCUGUGGCCCUUUGUGCCCAGGUCGUACUUUACCCAAUCUGACACAGAGAGUUUGGGUAGAGUUGGGUUUGAUGUUUUGAGUGUUUUGAGUACAUCCUGCCUGUAGCCGUGUUGCAUUUUCAGCAACAUAUGUUGGCAUAGCAUGCUGACGUCGGCGUACUGAUAUAGUUCCCCUUCAUGUCCUUGGUAUUUGCU
This is a messenger RNA of Astrephomene gubernaculifera, 2078 nucleotides long. Lineage: Eukaryota; Viridiplantae; Chlorophyta; Chlorophyceae; Chlamydomonadales; Astrephomenaceae. The record is from the annotation of a GenBank genome assembly.